AUGACCUCGACCACAGCUAGGACCAUGAGGGAGGAAGCCACCUGCCCCAUCUGCCUGGACCUGAUAACUGAGCCAGUGAUGAUAAACUGUGGGCACUUCUACUGCCAUUCUUGCAUAUUAGAAAAUCUUGAGAUACAGCAACAGGAGUCACCAUCACAGGGAAAUGUCCGUUGUCCUGUAUGUAGGGCACAGUUUCAAAGGGAGAGCAUCCGGCCUAGUAAGCUACUAGGAAACCUCAUUGACACCAUUAAGAAGAUGGAGCAGGAACAUUUGUGUGAGGACCACGGAGAGAAGCUCUGCCUGUUUUGUGAAGAUGAUGGUCAGCUCAUCUGCUGGCGCUGUGAGCGGACACCACAGCACAGAGGACACACCACGGUCCUUUUAGCAGAUGCAUAUGAAGACUACAAGGAAAACUUCCAGGAAUCUUUGAUAUACCUGAGGAAACUAGAAGACCAAAAUAAAAAAUGGCAAGGGGAUAUAAGAGAGAAAAUAACAAACUUUCAGUCUGAUAUUCUGCGUAAAAAAAAUUAUAUUGAGUAUAACUUUAAGAAAUUACACAUGAUUCUGCACAUGGAGGAGCAAUCUUAUCUCUGGAGACUGGAGGAUGAAGAAGAGCAAGUGCUGAAGAGGCUGCAGGACAGUGAAGCCCAGCUGGAGACGCAAAGCCAGGAACUGAACAAACUCAUCCUGGAGCUGGAGAGGAGAUGUCAGGGCUCAGCCGAGGAGUUACUGCAGGAUGUGACAGACACUUUGCACCGGAUCUUGACUAUGAGUAUAAAUGCACCAGAGGAUGUCUCCUUGGAUAUUCAAGUUAUGCCUGAUGUUGAUAGCAUUUUCUGUCAAUUGAUAACGUUGUUUGAGACUUUUAAGGUUAAGGUUACUCUAGAUCCAGAUACAGCUCACAAUGACCUGCAGGUGAACGAGGAAGAAAAUACAGUGAUUGGUGGAAGGCCACAAGAGAAGCAGGACACUCCCUUUAGGUUUAAAGACUUACCCUGUGUCCUGGGAUGUGAAGUCUUCACCUCAGGAAAAUAUUAUUUUGAAAUAUAUUUUAUAGGAGAAUCUGAUUGGGAUGUAGGAGUUUGUCUGGAAAAUGUGCCAAGAGACAGUUUAAUGAUACAGGAGCCUGAGACUGGAUUCUGGGCCAUCAGACAUUGUGAAAAUAAUGACAACGUAGCACUGACAUCUCCCACAACUCCUCUUUUUCUGGAAGACCUUAACUACAUAGGGGUUUUCCUAGACUAUGAGGCUGGACUUGUCUCCUUUUAUAACUUGGAAACUGGCUCCCACAUCUUCAGUUUCCCAAAGGCCUCUUUCCCUGAGCCUAUCAGGCCUUAUUUCUGUUCUUCAGUUUCCUUAAGAGGCCAGUAUAUGAACUGUGCCCUGGAUGUGCUCACAGGAUACAAGAAUCAGAAAGCAGUAACAGAGUGA
Molecule: messenger RNA, 1431 nt
Organism: Sorex araneus (European shrew)
Lineage: Eukaryota; Metazoa; Chordata; Mammalia; Eulipotyphla; Soricidae
Product: E3 ubiquitin-protein ligase TRIM38-like
Exons: 7
Coding region: 1-1431 (476 amino acids)
Molecular function (GO): protein binding; zinc ion binding
Source: RefSeq, a predicted model, not a curated record